This is a messenger RNA of Prorocentrum cordatum, 1024 nucleotides long. The record is from the annotation of a GenBank genome assembly. Lineage: Eukaryota; Dinophyceae; Prorocentrales; Prorocentraceae.
AUGCCGUCCUGGACCGUCUGGAGCAUGAACUCUGACAGAAGGGCGGAGGUGGGGGCGGAGGAGGGCGAGGUGGCCCACCGCCUGGACGUGCUGCAGCUGAGCGCGCAGCAGAAGGACGCCGUGCUGGCCUCCAUGCGCCUGGCGAGCCACCCCAAGGUCCGCGCCCUGGGGCUGGACGUCGCGAGGGCGAUACGCGGGAACUCCACGGCGGUGCCCUCCACGGAGACGGAGGACAUCAGGCGGCGCAUCGUGGAGCACCUCCGCCCGAGAGCCGCGGAGAUCCGGGAGCUCCGGGACAGCCUGGUGCCGCAAGACCUCGAGGACAUCUGGGGCUCGGGCGGCGAGUGGGACAUGACCCUGGAGCCCGAAAACGUGGCCAUGAUGCUCAUGGUGGAGGGCGAGUUUGCCUUCAUGCCUUACGUGCUCAGCUCCGCUCGCGGCAGGGAGCAGAAGGCCGGCACGAGGGGUGGACGUCCGAGCGAAGGCAAGCACCCUGCCCUUUUGCGAGCCUGCCGAGGUGCACGCGCAUGUUCGGGCACGAGCUGGACGUCCCCGCCUGGGUCACCUCCAUCGCCAUCAACGAGGGCAAGCCGGGGGGCAUCCUCCCCUGCGAGCACGAGGCGGUGCGCGCGGACGCCUCGAAGGCGCUGCUGUGCCCGCUCAAGUUCGGGACCCAGGGCGUGGACGCGCUGCGCGCGGCCCUCACGCUGGACGAGCCGCCGCCCCGCGAGGUCCGCGUCGGCCACCCGCCAGAGCACACGCGGAGCGAGGGCGCGUCGCACGUCGGCCACCCGCCGGAGCACACGAGGACCGAGGAGGAGUCGCACAUCGGCCACCCGCCCGAGCGCACCCGCACCGAGGAUGAGUCGCAUGUGGGCCACCCGCCGGAGCAGACGCGCGUCGUGCACGCUGGCGACCAGCUGCCAGAGUUCGCGUGGGGUGCGAGUGAUGUUCGGGUCGGCCACCCGCCCGAGCACACGCGCACGGAGACCGAGUCCCACGUCGGCCACCCGCCCGAGCACAC